Molecule: messenger RNA, 997 nt
Organism: Pogona vitticeps (central bearded dragon)
Lineage: Eukaryota; Metazoa; Chordata; Lepidosauria; Squamata; Agamidae
Source: RefSeq, a predicted model, not a curated record
AUGUACCUGCUGAGGCAAGGCCGCUGCGACGAGACCAACUUCCGGCAGGUGCUCCAGCUCCUGAGGAUCAUCACCCGCCACGACCUCCUGCCCUAUGUCACGUUGAAGAGGAGGAAGGCUGUCUGUCCGGACCUCGUCGACAAGUACCUCGAAGAGACGUCCAUCCGCUACGUGACGCCGCGGGCUCACAGCAGCGCCGAGCCCGUCCCUGCCCACCAACACAAAGCUGUGCCUGCCCACCACCCUUUGGUCUGCUGCUCCUCCUCGGGCCCCCAGAUCUGUAUGAAGCGGUCUAGCCGGGGGAGAGCCUUCCUCGGGAACCAGCGGAAAAGGAGGAAGUCGGUGACGCCGGAUCCGAAGGACAAACAGACGUGCGAUAUCCGCCUGCGGGUGCGAGCGGAGUACUGCCAGCACGAGACGGCUCUGGAGGGCAACGUCUUCUCCAACAAGCAAGACCCGCUGGAGCGCCAGUUUGAGCGCUUCAGCCAGGCCAACACCAUCUUGAAAUCCCGGGACCUGGGCUCCAUCAUCUGUGACAUAAAGUUUUCGGAGCUGACGUACCUGGAUGCCUUCUGGCGUGACUAUAUCAACGGCUCCCUCCUGGAAGCCCUGAAGGGGGUCUUCAUCACGGACUCGCUCAAGCAAGCGGUGGGCCACGAGGCCAUCAAGCUGCUGGUCAACGUGGACGAGGAGGAUUACGAGGUGGGCCGCCAGAAACUUCUAAGGAACUUGAUGCUGCAGACGGCGCCUUGAACCCGGUGGUGGAAUUGUGGGUGGCGUUUUUUGUUUGUUUGUUUUUUCCCCUUCUCUCUCCUGCGACCCCUUCGUCUCUGGCUUUCCUUUGGGCAAAUUAUUUUUUCCCCCAAGCUUUUUUUUUCCUUCAAAAAAAAAAAAAAGGAAAAGGAAAAAAAAUGAUACCGCAAAGGAAUGAAAUCUUGAGUUUAGUCCACGUUCUGCUCGGUGGCUUUAAGACCCUUUUCGUCGCGAGGGUGUCUGC